UUUAGCAUAUGACAUUUGGCGGCAGUGAUGCGAUAUUAGUGAGGUAUUCGAAGUGUUUGGAGGACGUGUAAAGACCAUUUUUGUCAUUGCAUUGAAAAUGUCGACUUUUGUGCCAACAAACGAACAUUUGCGAACGAGACGGGCGUAUAUCCACGGGCUUGCAUGCAAAUUUCCUCGCGCAAACUCAGUACUGAUCGCGGCAACUAGAAAUAUGUACACUUACGUCGUCAAGGUGACGCACUCGACUUCCUCGCUCAGUGCGACAUACGUGUACCUAUCUGAUGUACCUAUUACUGACAAUUGUCGAGUGAUCACUCCGACGAAAAUGUCCUUGCACUCGACACCUAUCCUGUACCUGAACAUGGGCGGCGAGAUGUUGUACGUCUUGCGACAAAGGCUGAAGGCGCAGCGGGUCGACGUCGAUAAAACGAUACAGGUGCUGGACGACGUAACCGCCGCUCUGCUCAACCCCAAGAUUCUAACGUCGAUAUUCGAGGAGUCGCCGAUGGUCGGAAUACCGCAAUUACGCUCCACCUUGGAGUGCGUCGCUCUCUCGUCCAUCAUGAAGCUUGACAAAAGCAGCAUGAACAAGCUCUUCGACCUGAUGAUCAUGAUGGUGAAGUAUCAAUUGACGGCAGCGACUGGACCCAGGGAAGUCAUUCUCAUCACGUUAAAUCACAUAGAUGCGAUGCGCGACAUGGUGAGCGACGUGAACGCGCAAAAAUGUGUUACCCUGGUGCAUCAGAUGAUCGUUGAUUUUUACGGCUGCCUGACCUUCGAUGAUGUUUGGAGCGCACGACAGAGUUGCUUGAAGGAGCUGGAGCCGUACAACAUACGAGUGUCGAUCCUUCUGCGUCGUGGGCUGCAGAACGAAGACGCCAGUUUCAAUAUGACACCGCACAAAUACAACGAGAAGUACACGGAACACGGGAACAGCCUGGCCAUCAUGAAGCUGAGGGACGUGAGCCCGGAAACGUGCUGCGGCGGGUCCUUUGGCACCUUCGGUGACAGAAAGACAUUGUUGGGCAAGAACAUAUACUUACCGACAUAUGGUAUGACGGACAACACGAAUCCACAGCGAGACAGUCAACAGUUCCUGAAAGACUGCGGCGCGAAAGCGGAAUUGAGUAUGUUAGCCGUUCAGUUAGGCACUGAAGAAACCAGCUACGAGAGACCGUUCACCCUCAAUUUAUUGUCGAACGAGGACGAGGAGAAUGCUAACAACGUAGACAACGAUGUCGAUGCUCAAGGGAAUAGAGUGAAGCGAAGUGACUCAAAGCCGAAGGUAAACGACGAUUACAAAGCUAAAUUGGAUGUGUACGCGAACUUAUUUGAGGACGAACAUGAGGGAUUGAAGCGCAGCAUGGAUCUCCUCGACCUUCUCGACGAGGUCGAGUAAUGAAGGACUUGAAGGACCUGACAUCGAGACGCAACGAAUCGCAAUUAUUUUUCCUGUAUUUUUCCUGCAUAUUUGUACACCGAUAUCGUGAUAUCCCUAUAAAUAAAUAUUACAUUUCCA
Messenger RNA from Harpegnathos saltator (Jerdon's jumping ant), 1519 nucleotides. RefSeq names its product Organic solute carrier partner 1 (gene OSCP1). Gene Ontology annotation, biological process: transport. Gene Ontology annotation, cellular component: plasma membrane; cytoplasm. The record is from RefSeq and is a predicted model, not a curated record. NCBI's taxonomy places the organism in Eukaryota, Metazoa, Arthropoda, Insecta, Hymenoptera, Formicidae.